Paramecium octaurelia is the source of this 198-nucleotide messenger RNA. NCBI's taxonomy places the organism in Eukaryota, Ciliophora, Oligohymenophorea, Peniculida, Parameciidae. The record is from the annotation of a GenBank genome assembly.
AUGGAGUUCAUUGUACAAUAAGGUAGCAGUAUUGUGAUGGUAAAAAUAAAUUUGAUUGGAAAGCUAUGUUUUUGGUUAAAAAUGCGAAUAUCAUUAAAAUCAAGUUGUAAAACUGCUCCAGAGUCAAUCAAUAAUGAAAAUCUUUAUGAUUUUGUUACUUUAGAAAAAAAAGGAUGCUAUAUUAUACCUUAAACAUGA